CUGACGUCGACUUGUUUACAAUCUUUGUUAUUGUUUGCUUACGGGUAAAAAAACAUUAAUGCAAUGCUGCAAACGCCAAUUCUUCAGCCCACUUUACACCAGCCGCUGCAUUCGAAGGUCUCCAACUAUUUAAACAAUCAACGCCGCACGGGACAGUUUUGUGACUUGCAGCUGGAACUAGACUCGGAUGAUGCGUCCUGCACAUGCAGCGUCCACUUUUGCGUGGUGGCCGCUCAAAGUCAGCUCAUUGGCCACAAACAGCAAAAACAACAACAGUUCUCAAUGCAGAAUCCACUUAAAGUCACUAUACGUAACUUCAACUGCACUGUGUGCCUGCACACCAUCGUGGACUUCUUCUACGAAGACAUUGUCUCCGUUUCCAAGGAGCACGAGGCGCAUUUUCGGGAGCUGGCUAAGAUACUGUCUGUUACCGAGCUGCUGAAUCUGUAUCAAAUUGAACAGACCAGCGACGUCACCGCAUGCCUGGAGCCAAGUGCCGUUAAAGGCGAUGCGGAGGAUAUUAUGCAGCCAGCUAUAAAGCCGGAUGUUGUUUUUGAAAAUGAACAGAGUUAUUUUAAGCUGAAAAAUCCGCGCGCUGUCAAGUCCAGCAGCAAAAUAAACUACUGCAUUGGCUGCGAUUUCAAGUGCUAUCAGGUGCAGAAGAUGAUUGACCACAUGACUAGCUGCGAGCCCUCGCACCUGACGUGUUCGCUGUGCGAAAUUGGCUUUCUGGAUUGGCGCGAAUAUGAUGCGCAUCUGCGCAGACAUGGUUCCGAUCGGCGCAAGCCCUUCUUUUGCCUGGAGUGCGACAAUCGCUUUAACACUCGGGCUGCUCUGCUCGUCCAUCAGCCCAAGCAUUCAACGGAAACACCGCAUGUCUGCACGCACUGCGGAAAGGCUUUCAAGUGGAAGCAGGGCCUCAGCAAUCAUAUGCUGGUCCACAAUCCCGAAAAGCAGAUGCUCUGCGAUGUCUGCGGCUACAGCACCACGCACAUGAAGGCUCUCAAGAGUCACAAGCUCCUGCACACCGGCGAGUUCUUUGCUUGCACUGUGCCCGGCUGCAAGCAUCGUGCGAAUCGCAAGGAGAACAUGAAACUCCACAUUGAGACACACAAACAGGGGCGCGACUUCAUUUGUGAGAUUUGCGGCUGUAAGUUUAGUCAGAGCAAAAACCUAAAGCGGCAUGCUCUAAAGCACACCGAAGGCGGCCUCAAUCGUUACAAGUGCCAGUUGUGCGGCUUCAGUAGCCAUCGCUCGGACAAAAUGAAAGAGCAUGUGCAGCGAGUGCAUACGGAAAGAGCGGUACAGCUGGAGCUGUCGGAGACAGUAGACAGCUCGUUUGAAAAUAAAAUGCCCGAUGAUUUUGCACUGCCGCCCAUGAACGCCUUGCCAGUGGGAAAUGUAAAAGAUAGCAAUGCCACGGAGUCAACUCGACAGAAUCGCAAAAUUACGCCAGAUGUGACGACGCCAAGUGUAAAACGGCUAAAGACGCUGCUGCCAAAAGAUGCAAUUGAUUAAAGUCGAACACAAUCAGAAAACUGAGUGCAACCAAUGGCAUAGCAGACUAAACUGAUUUAUCUUGGCUUCUGCGCCACUUAGUCAAUUGUAAUAUGCUUAGCUUGCUAAAUGACACUAAAUAUUGUGACUGCGACUGUGUUUAAACGAGCGAAUGCCACCAAAUCCAGAUUUAGCAAUUGAAUUGAUUAUAGAGGCAACUAAAGGCAAUUAGUAAUACUAUAUGAGAGACGUCGUUAGUAUUAAUAAUCUAAAAUAGUUGACAAAGCAUUAAAAUUUGAGCCUGCGUGGCUAGACGUUUGAGCGUCGGACCGACAAGCGGGAGGACGCCGGCUCAAAUCCAGUAUUAGUUUAUUAAAUUAGUAAUUUAGAUGGCUAUAAACCAACGCUAAUUAAUAGCAGAGCUUUAAAGCUAUUUAAAAAAAAUACAUCUUGUUUAAUAAGCAUAACCAUUUAAACAAAUUUGCGCAGCGUUAAAAAGCUUUGCGAGAACCAAAGAGCAAAAAAGUGAGAUAAAGCGUGGCAAACUGGAUUGAAAGAGAGCGAGAUAGAGUAUUCGAGAUGGUGACAACACGCGCGUCGAAGCUUUCUUCAGACACUCGAAAACGUAGCCACAAUCAUUGUGAUAGCAGAACUCAAACCGAAGCGACGUAUCCCCGGAAAAACAAGCGGAGCCAAUUGACUAGCCGAAAUAAAAAUAACAAAA
This is a messenger RNA of Drosophila montana, 2221 nucleotides long. It is a transcript of the gene Plzf, whose product is annotated as Promyelocytic leukemia zinc finger. Gene Ontology annotation, cellular component: nucleus. The coding region runs from base 64 to 1518 and encodes 484 amino acids. NCBI's taxonomy places the organism in Eukaryota, Metazoa, Arthropoda, Insecta, Diptera, Drosophilidae. Gene Ontology annotation, molecular function: protein binding; RNA polymerase II transcription regulatory region sequence-specific DNA binding; DNA-binding transcription factor activity, RNA polymerase II-specific. Gene Ontology annotation, biological process: regulation of transcription by RNA polymerase II. The record is from RefSeq and is a predicted model, not a curated record. The transcript is spliced from 2 exons.